This is a messenger RNA of Phlebotomus argentipes, 3448 nucleotides long. RefSeq lists its product as uncharacterized. NCBI's taxonomy places the organism in Eukaryota, Metazoa, Arthropoda, Insecta, Diptera, Psychodidae. The record is from RefSeq and is a predicted model, not a curated record. Gene Ontology annotation, cellular component: plasma membrane. Gene Ontology annotation, molecular function: protein binding. Bases 1 to 3423 code for a protein of 1140 amino acids. The transcript has 14 exons.
AUGGCUAAAGUGCGAAUGUGGGCUGGAUGGGAAAAAGUGCUCUAUAUAGAAGCUCGCAUUGUGUGUAAUCGCACCUACUAUGGCGAUGUGGGGCGAACGUACGCGCUGCGGGUGCCGCCGCCCCAGUGGAGCCGCUUGCCAUUCCUCUGCCAUCUCACCUUCACGGCGUCGGGUCACGACCAAGGUGACAUAGUUCAGAUUAUCUUUGACGGUUUCUCCGUGGGACGCUUCGAUGAGGGCCUGGUGGAUGGCGAUGGCGAUACUCUGGAAACCAGCCUCAGUCCAUCGGGAGAACUUCCCGGAUGUCCUGAGGGAUUUAUGCAGCUCAGCGAACUGGGACGCCCUUUCACUGGUGGUUCAUGGUGUGGCUCAGCUUCCGGACAUCAGCUGUACUACAGCGAGACAGCCACAGUAACAAUAACAGUCAAGGUUUUCCAUCCGCCGAUGCAAGGAAAUAAUCCGUUUGAGUUUCGCAUCCGAUACAAAUUCAUAAGUCAAUCAGACGCCAUUGUUCGAUAUGGGGCGCCGAGUGAACUUCUGGAACUUGGUCAGGUCACGCCAGGGACGUACUGCACGCGGCAGUUCGACGAGUGCUACAGAAAGAAGUGUCGUCUCCAGAGUCCCAAUUAUCCGGGAAUGUAUCCCAGGAAUGUGACAUGCUACUGGACAAUUAGGCAGAAGACUGUGCCAACAUGCAAGCACGCCAUGAUUGGCGUCAGUCAGGAGAGUGAGCACAAGGCUCUCGUUAAAAGGUCAAUAGCGAGCUUAAACAAGACAUCACGGUCAGUGAGAGCAUGGUCAGACUGCACGGGCGAGAGGGAUCAUUUGAUAUUUUACGACGGCAGCUCCACAAAUGACCCAGUUUUAGCCAAAUACUGCGGGGGCGACUGGCUUCCUCGCGUCGUGUCACGGGGCUCCGAGAUGCUCGUCGCCUUUCACUCCAGCCCAUUCUCUGCCCCACUGCAGACUGCCACCCCAAAUCGGGGCUUCGAACUGGACGUGGACAUCCUGUACACGGAUUCGGACUCUUAUGACUACGCCAAAGGCGAGCGCACCUGCGAAUUUCAUGUGAACGCCUCAAAUCCAGAUGACGUUUUAAUGUCUCGGCGUGGGAGAGUCGGUCGCAUCCUGAGCCCCCGUCACACGCUGCCGCCCAACACGACGUGCACCUACUACUUCCACGGCCACCCGACGGAUCUCGUGUGGAUCUACUUCACCAGCUACCAUCUGCAAAUCCUCCAGCCGCCCGUGAUAGACAACACGACGUUCGGCCAGACCGACAUUCCGCCGUGGAUUAUUCGCUUUCGUGUGUGGGACAGCUCAAUUACUGCCACGUCCGGCCGGGCUCCAUCCGGACCCGCCGCGAGCACCACGACUGUGCCGCCGAAUUUGCGUCCCUUCCAUCCCGCAAUCAACAACUCCGUGACCGGCAGCUAUUACUACUACCCUUCCGGGCAGAAGCCGUCGCCGAGUGAGCAGCGCGUGAAUGUGGACAACGCGUGGAAUCCGGUGGAGAACUACAUCUACGGUCCCACGCGCAGCAGCGUCUUCAAUCACAACAACCCUUACGGGGGUGGAAAUGUGGCGCCCUCGCCCACGCCGCCGCCGCCCAAUCGCUUCGACAAGCUCAACAACGGUCUGUCCAACAUCAAAGAGACCUUCAAUUACAUCGCCAACACCAAGUACACUCACAAUCAGUAUUCCGGGGCGCAGCUCAGCAACAUCAUUCAGCAGCGCCAGCCGGAAACCAACACGAUCAUCGCUCUGGACGGCUUCCUGGGCCACUCCACCUCCGGCGGCACCAAGAAGCACCACCCGAGCCGCGUGAGUCAGCACGAGAAGAACCCCGGCGGAGGCCGCAAACUGCUGCUCGAGAUAUUCGACAACGAGACGCCCAAGCUCUGCGAUCACACCGCCCUCAAGGAGUCCAGUGGCGCCGCGUCCAAGACGAGGCCUUGCACGCCUCUCGAGAGCUACGUCAGCGCCGGAAAUGACUUGAAAAUUGAAUUCCACACACAAACCGGAACUGCUCUCUUUCCCGCUUCAUUUGCCCUCCAAUAUGAGUUCGUAGACACGAAUUUAGGUGGAGAUCUGUGGCUCGGACGUCGCGGUGAAGAGACAGAAAUUCCACCGCUCUGCUCUCGCGUCUUUCGACGACGUCGAGCUGACUUCCAGUCGCCGCGCAACGUCUUCCUUCACGGACGCGGCGGCGCCCGAAAUCUCACUUGCUUGUACCGCAUCGAGGCGGGCCUGGGAGAGAAGAUCCGGGUGAGCCUGCACAAUGUCUCGUUCGGAGACUCCACCACGUGCAUAACCGAGUCUGACGCUCACACCGGCCGGCCGAGAUGCGUGAAGCUCGAGAGCGAUGGAGACAGUCGAUUGGGCGAGCUGAAGAUCUUCGAUGUGCCCUACAAGGAUGUCAGGGUGCCUCUGGGAUGCUUCUGCGACAACACGAGCAGCAUCUACAAUACGCCACUAACCUUCCAAUCCAACUCGCGCACGCUGGAGAUCUCCUUUGUCGUGACAAACCUCAAUGUGUCCGAAGACUUUGCUGACGUGUAUUUCCACGCAUCUUAUGAGAUCGUCCGCGUGCCGGACUGUCGAAGACAUUUGCGCCUCAGAGGCGCUGGUGGCGAGGAAGAGAUGGAGUAUCCUCUGCAAUCUUAUGACGCCACUUGCGAAGGACAGCCGUGGUACGUUGAAGCUCAGGCUCUGGAAAGGAGUCUCUUUGUACUUACUUGGGGCACAUUCCUGCCCAUCGAGCCGUCGCAAGAGGAGAUUUUACGCUGCAAUACGAGAAAUCGACUUAUUGUCUACACAGGACGACCCCUGAAAACCAUGAGAGUUAUUUGUCCCACUCAGAAGGGCAACAAAGCUUCUGCGCUACACAUAUUCUCUGAGGAUUGGCUCAACGCACAACCCUUCCUCUACGGCUCUAAACCAGCGACCAUAGUUUUGGAGCCAGUGUUCAAAGAACCUGGAGAUCUCGCUUUCUCGUGGCUGGAGAUUCAGAGGACCAAGGCUUCUCUCAUCCAGCAGCUCGAUCUCCAGACAAACUUCACUGCCAAUGAGACACUCGGUGAGUUCGGCUUCUUCCCUCGACAUGCCGAAUGCGAGCACAAGUGUCCCGAACUCGAUGCCUGCAUCGGAAGCAAUCUGUGGUGCGAUGGACAAGUGAACUGUCCGUCUGGUUAUGAUGAGUCCGAGGAGGAAUGCGGCACAGCCAGGAAGCUCCUGGAGCUUCCGGGAGGAAUAUUUGCGGCUCUGGGUUGCAUCGCUGCCGCCGUCGCCGCGUGCUUCAUCUUCUGCAUCUUCGGACUGGUGAGGAAGAGGAAAAAGGGUCUCGACGCCAAGCCCACGCUCAACGGCACCCUGCGCAAGGAUUUCAAGAAGAGUGACCUCUUCAUGGAUCCCAACUCCUGACACGGAAUGCAGCCGGUCGAGUACA